Miscanthus lutarioriparius is the source of this 768-nucleotide messenger RNA. The record is from the annotation of a GenBank genome assembly. Lineage: Eukaryota; Viridiplantae; Streptophyta; Magnoliopsida; Poales; Poaceae.
AUGGCCUCCGCCUCCGCCUCCGCCGACGCCGGCACCUGCCCGUGGGACGCCCUCCCGUCGCACCUCCAGGAGCGCAUCCUCUCCCUCCUCCCCAUCACCGAACUACUUCCCGUCGCCGCCGUGUCCCGCGCGCUCCGCCGCCUCCUGCGCUCCCCGGCGUUCCACGCCCUCCUCUCCCCGCACCGCCUCGACGCCUUCUUCCUCCUUUCCCCACGGCUCGCCGUCCACCCGUUGUCCCGCCGCGUCCUCACUUUGCCCGCACUCGCCGCGCUCUCUCCCCCUUCCUACCCGCUCGUCUCCUCCCCGUCCCCAUCACUCCUUAUCACCUGCGCCUCGCUCCAGUUCCUCCCGCCGUUCCCCGACGCAGCCUACCUCCUCUCCGUUAUCGUCCCGUCGCGCCACUCCUCCCCCUCCUGCACCCUCGUCGCCGUCACCACCGGCGCAGCCGUACGUUCUUACACCCUGGACACCGGCGAUCCCUCCCCGCGGUGGGCGUCUAGAGGCGAUCUCCCGCUGUCUCUCACGAUCUUGGGAAACGCCGCGGUCGUCGGUGACCGCGGCAAGCUCUUCGUCCUCGGCCGUGGCCCCGACGCGCUCUUGGUUUUUUUAUCUCGGGACGGGGACAUGGGAAGUGCCGCCUGUUGUGAUGCCACAAGGUCUCACCACGGCGCACCUGUUUCUUUUUUAUGGGAGUCUCUUCUUAGUAGGUGGGAUCGAGAGCUUUGGAGAAGUGGAGCGGGUGGUGGUCUGGCGGUUGCACGACGAUAA